Messenger RNA from Telopea speciosissima, 3044 nucleotides. RefSeq names its product B3 domain-containing protein Os07g0563300-like. Gene Ontology annotation, molecular function: DNA binding; zinc ion binding. The transcript has 13 exons. Bases 199 to 3030 code for a protein of 943 amino acids. NCBI's taxonomy places the organism in Eukaryota, Viridiplantae, Streptophyta, Magnoliopsida, Proteales, Proteaceae. The record is from RefSeq and is a predicted model, not a curated record.
GUCCCCCUCUCUCUCGUUUUGCUCUCUCUGUGUUUGUGUCGAAACUCUAAUCUCACUAUGAUUACUGAUCACGGCACAACUAUCUUCUCAUCCCCUUCUUUUCAAGUACUUCUCUAGGGUUUUUGUUCUUCGCAUUGUUCCUUUUUGUUCGCUUUUCUUUCUUGGUUCUUGUUAAAAAAGGUUUUUUUGUUAGCUUCGAUGUCGUCUUCGUCUUCUGUGAAUAGCGGUUGCUUUAAUCCGGACUGUAAAGAAGUUAAACCAGAGAGGUUACGGAAAGGAUGGCGUCUUCGAAAUGGAGAGGUUGCUGAACUCUGCGAUCGAUGCGGCUCUGCAUAUGAGGAGGGGAGAUAUUGUGAAACUUUUCACUCAGAUGCUGCUGGUUGGAGGAACUGUGAAUCUUGUGGGAAGCGGGUGCACUGUGGAUGUAUUGUUUCAUUCCAUGCAGUUGCACUAUUGGAUGCUGGAGGAGUUGAGUGCAUGGCAUGUGCUAAUAAAAAUUUCAUUAUGGCACCAAACCCUGUAUGGCCCUCGCCGUUAUUUCUGCAUCUACCUCUACCUGAUAGACUUAAAGAUCUCUCUGUUAAAAACUGGAAUCCAUUUGCUGGUCCAAGUGCAGUUGCUACUCAAUGGCGUCAAGCACCCAAUCUAUGGAAUGCUGCUACGGUUCAGACUGAAUUACAUCCAAGAAUGCCUUACGAGAUUGACAGAUUAAAUGGAAUUGAUAAAUUGAUUUCUGGUGAGCGUCCACCUGCCCCAGGCAUGGAGAAGAUGAAAAGUGUAGAUCAAUCUGAAAGAGUAACAUCUAGCAACCACAAAACUUUGCCGCCAGAAAGAUUUGCAAAUGGGAAUGCUGGUAUCGACACUGCACCUGCAUCAAAUGCAUUUCAUAGGGAAGAAAUGGCCGUGGAUGGUUUGCAACACUCACGCCGCUUUGCAGGAGAUAAAGAAUCAAUAGAGCCGAAAAAGGGAGUGAUUGCUGAACCUGGCAGGAAUACUCCUGCGGCAGGAAUAAACUAUGAGGCACAUCCAAAUGUGAAUAUGUCAGUGCAAUCUAUUCCAAAGGAUGAUAAAUCUUCUUCACAUGUCGGUUUUGGUUUACCUUAUGCUUCACCUAAUGAGACAAAUGGUCCUACCAAGGUUUUUGGACCUCAAGCACAACGACAAACGCCUCCAUCUGCUAUUACAAAGCCAUUCUUGGCUGGUCCACAUAAUGGAGUGGAAUCAACUGCUGAAACUCUAGUACGCAAUGGAAGACCUCGUGGGGAUACUCGAGGAAGGCAUCAUUUGCUUCCACGAUACUGGCCAAGGAUAACUGAUCAAGAGUUGCAACAAAUCUCAGGAGACUCAAACUCUGUCAUCACUCCUUUGUUUGAGAAGAUGUUAAGUGCCAGUGAUGCAGGGCGAAUAGGGCGUUUGGUGCUCCCAAAAAAAUGUGCAGAGGCAUACUUUCCUUCAAUUUCACAACCAGAAGGGUUACCUUUAAAAGUCCAGGAUGCAAGAGGCAAGGAAUGGGUAUUCCAGUUCCGUUUCUGGCCCAAUAAUAACAGCAGGAUGUAUGUUUUGGAAGGGGUUACACCAUGUAUUCAGUCAAUGCAAUUGCAAGCAGGUGACACAGUAACGUUCAGUCGGAUUGAUCCAGAAGGAAAGCUGGUUAUGGGAUUCAGAAAGGCUUCAAAUGCUCCACCAUCUGACCAGGAAAUGCAAACACCCAAGUCUGGAAACGGCGUCCCAAAAAAUGGAGAGGUUAAUUCGGCUGAUCCAAGUGUCUGGUCCAAAGUUGACAAGUCAGGAUACAUAGCAAAAGAAGUAUCUGGAGCCAAGGCUUCCCUUCCCACUAAGAGGAAAAGCAGCACCCUAGGCUCAAAGAGUAAACGACUACGCAUUGAAAAUGAGGACUUAAUAGAGCUCAAGAUAACAUGGGAAGAAGCUCAGGGCCUGCUUCGCCCACCUCCCAAUCAUUUUCCUAAUAUUGUGAUGAUUGAAGGCCAUGAGUUUGAGGAGUAUGGGGAAGCACCAGUACUUGGGAAGCCUACAUUUUGUCCAACCAAUCAAGUGGGUGAAAAGUUUAAAUGGGUUCAGUGUGAAGACUGUUCUAAGUGGCGCAAACUGCCAUUUGAUGAGCUGCUUCCGUCUAGGUGGACCUGUUCUAAUAAUUCAUGGGAUCCCAAAAGGUCUACAUGUUCAGCAGCACAAGAAUUAACUACAGAACAGCUUGAAGAUCUUUUGUCCUCUAAGAGCACUGCUGCUCCCAAGAAAACCAAGGCUGCCAAACAGGUGACCGAGACUGUUGAAGCUUCUGAGGGGCUCGACACGCUUGCAAACCUUGCCAUUCUGGGAGAGGGGGAGGCCCUCCCUUCAUCAUCCCAAGCCACCACAAAGCACCCUCGCCAUCGGCCUGGGUGCUCAUGCAUUGUCUGCAUCCAGCCUCCAAGUGGGAAGGGCCCGAAGCACAAGCCGACAUGCACAUGCAAUGUCUGCCUCACUGUGAAGAGGCGAUUCCGCACACUCAUGCUGAGGCGCGAGAAACGACAAUCAGAGAAGGAAGCAGAAACUGCACGCAAGAAACAGCAGGUGCUCUCGCAGCCUCCGGAGCCAGAGCAAGAGGACGAUCCACCACUGAGUAGUAACACAAGUAACAGCAGUUCAAACCCAAAACACCCACUGGUGACUGAGACUGUUGAUGAGGACCCCUACAGGAAAAGACCCUUCUCUUCACCUCUUAAAGGCCAGAUUGACCUGAACAUCCAGCCUGAGAGGGAAGAUGAGACGUCACCAGCAUCAGAUUCUUGUAGCAUCAUGAGGUUGUUCCAUGAUGCCACUGAGAGAUAUCUCAGGGAGCAGAGACUGUCAAGUUCGGCCAGUGACAGAGAUCCAAUCAUUGAUCAAAUAGCACCAGGUGGAGGUGGAGGAGAAGCGAUGGGGGAGGAGCUUGAUGGUGUUCCUUGUGGCAGUGGUCAUCUUGAUGGUGACAUGGACCAUCCUGUGACUUUAUCUAUGUCCAUGUCAGCAUCAACAUCAGCGACAUGCUAGAUCCUCAGACACCA